AAACAUAUAAUAUUUACAUCUUGUAGAAAAAAUAUUUUAUAUUGUAAAAAAUGUUAGAGUUAUUUUACAACAUUGGAAACAAAUCACCACGUGGUCCAUGAAAUAAACAAACAUAACCCACAUGUUAUUUCAUAACCUCAAAGUAAAAAUACAUAUAUUAACAGUAGACCCAAAUGUGUAAGUCAAAACACGGAAUCAAAAAUUAACGUAAAAGUUGAUACUAUCUAGAAAGGACAAUUUAGACGAAUUAUGGAAAAUCAAUGUGAAGAAAAUAUGUACGAUCAUACAAAUAAUUUAAUUAAAAAAGGUGACUAUGUAAUAAUCAGAAAAGAAAAUUUUAUGAAAGUUCAUAAAGUAGGGGAAAACAGUAUUUUUACAAUUGCAAAAGAUGAAGUUGAUACAAGUUCAAUAAUAGGAAAACCAUUUUGGACAACGUUUGAAAUAGUUCCGUCAAAAAAAUGUGAGACAAUUAAUACUCUACAACCAGUAACAAAAGUAGAGACAUUAGAUAAAUUACGAUUUGACUCAUUAAAAUCAGGUGUUGAUAAUCGAUUGAUUAAUGAUAAUGGUACAUCACAGCAAUUGUCGAAGGAAAAUAUUCUUGAUCUUCGAAAAGCUGGAAAAUCGGGAAAAGAAAUAGUUCAAACACUUAUUGAAAAUAGUACAUCUUUUACAACAAAAACUGAAUAUUCUCAAGAGAAAUAUAUUCGGAAAAAGGGGAAAAAAUAUUUUCAAUAUCUAACCAUUAGCAGGCCAACUAUUGAAUUAUUACAGGAGAUUUACUAUCGACAAGAUUUUUUUAAAAUUAAUUCAAUAAGAAUGGACACAUUGGCACAAAUACUUUCCUACAGUGAUGUUAAAUCAGAUGGUGUGCACUUGUUGUAUGACAGUGGAUCUUUAGGAUUAACAGCAGCGAGUAUACUCAAUCGCAUUGGAGUCAAUACUUCUGGUUAUUUAAUAAAUCUAUAUCCUGGCAAUGAACCACAAAACACAAUUAUAAAGGCAAUGAAUUUUCCAUCUGAACUUUUAAAUCGAUUAAUUAACAUUAGUAUGAAAAAUUUUAUUCAAGGUAAAGAAAAUACGGUAAAUAUUUCACGUAAUGAAAGUAAAAAACUUGAACUACCUGAAAGUAAUACAGAGGAACAAUCUACAUCAGAAUGUCAUUCUGUAAAUAUUGAUUCUAGUGAGAUUUCCGUUCAAGAAAAUCCCCGUAAACGAAAACCUUCUAUAAAUGCCGAUGUCGAUAUGGUUCCUCAAAAGAAAACAAAAAUAUGUGCUAUAAAUCUUCUUAACAAUAAUAAAGCCGAUGUAUUAAUUGUAGUUGCUAAAGAACAUCCCCUUAAUAUUGUUGAAAGUCUUAUACAUCUUGUUAAUAAAUCUCGACCGUUUGUUAUUUUUCAUACAAAUCGGGAACCACUACAAGACACCUAUGUUGUACUUAAACAAAAAUAUCGAGUAGUUAAUUUAAAGCUUUUUACCAAUUUUUUGCGAUCUUAUCAAGUUUUAACUGACAGAACGCAUCCUGAUAUUAUGACAAAUAGCUCUAAUGGUUAUCUUUUGACAGGAUAUUUUACACAAUAAAAAUGUCUUUAAAUUAACAAAUCUACUUGAUAAUUGAGAACUGAAAAUAACAUUUUUGUUAUGAAUUAUUCUUUUAAUUUUUAAACAAAAAUUGUUUUAUUUAAUAUCUGCAUAAUAAAAUAUAUUAACAACGAAUAUAUUCAUAUAAA
Leptopilina boulardi is the source of this 1730-nucleotide messenger RNA. It is a transcript of the gene Trmt6, whose product is annotated as tRNA (adenine(58)-N(1))-methyltransferase non-catalytic subunit TRM6. The coding region runs from base 250 to 1581 and encodes 443 amino acids. Gene Ontology annotation, biological process: tRNA methylation. NCBI's taxonomy places the organism in Eukaryota, Metazoa, Arthropoda, Insecta, Hymenoptera, Figitidae. The record is from RefSeq and is a predicted model, not a curated record. The transcript is spliced from 2 exons. Gene Ontology annotation, cellular component: nucleus; tRNA (m1A) methyltransferase complex.